GAUAAAUAAAAAAAACAGAAAAUGACGUUUGAAUUUUAUUAUUUUUUAUUUAAUCUUUCAAAAUAAUUUACAAAAAAUUUAAAUAAUAAAAGUCAUAAAAAUUGCAAAAUCUUGAUUAUAAUUAAAUAAAAGAACCAGGAACUUCAAAAAAAUGCUUAUUCCUUGUGCUCCCGGAUUACUUGUGUUAUAUCCAAGUAUAAAGUUGGUGUGUUUCCUUCUGCCAUGUGCUGCGUUUCUCACCAUGAUGGGUGUUUAUCUUGGAGGAUUAUCGACGUAUUACAUUAAUGUAGCAUCUAUUAAGCUGAACGCUUUAGUGAACAGUACAUCAAUUUGAUCUAUUGUCUCACAAUAUCUGAAAUGGUCAAGUAAGCUCGGUAUAUAUAUAUAAGGUUGUGAGAAUAAAAAACAAAUAUGUAUUAAAUGUGGAAUUUACCUCGCAAAGUUUUUUUUAAACAUCUGUCGUCGACCUUGGUGACGUCGAAGUUGCUAUGACAAUAACAAUAGCUGCAUUGAAAAUGACUACCGACGAAGAGAAAUGCAAAAUAGCAAAAUUAUUACAAGGAAUUGAGGUUCCAGAAAUUAAAACAUCGGAAAGGAGUCUCGGGCUGGUCAAGGAGUUUCAAGAGAAAUAUAGUAAAGAAAUAGAGGAAGAGGUUUUGGAAAGCGAAACAUAUGACAAUCCGUACAUCCCCGAUAAACAGCUAUUAGAAGAAAAUGAAAGAAAACUGAAGGCACUAUUAGCAGAGAGCAAACGCGCAAAAAAGGAAAUGAAGUUAGAGAAUAUUAUAUCCACGGUCGCGGACCCUAAGAGACCCUGGCGGAUCCAUACAAAUAAAGAGAAGCUGUUGCGUAUUGAUAACGAAUUGAAACAACACAAAGAGAAGUCCACAAUUGCUAUCACACCAUUGGAAGAGAAUGUCAUGAGGGACUUAAUCAAGAAAUGUCAGGAAGAAUCACUUACCGCACCUUGCGUGGGUCCAGAUAAGUUGAGAGAAACUGUUGACGAAGCACGAAGAUGUUUACCGAAUUUUCAAUAUAAAAAGAUUGAAAAUUCCACAGCGACCGCCAUUCUACCCGAAGCACAUUCAAGUGUAACAACACCAAUCAAUGCCGUGGAAUAUUAACGUUUACUAAAUUUAUUUUCUUUUUCACAUUCCUUAUUAAAAUAUAAUUUUUAAUUGUG
Danaus plexippus (monarch butterfly) is the source of this 1183-nucleotide messenger RNA. RefSeq lists its product as uncharacterized. The transcript is spliced from 2 exons. The record is from RefSeq and is a predicted model, not a curated record. The coding region runs from base 489 to 1124 and encodes 211 amino acids. NCBI's taxonomy places the organism in Eukaryota, Metazoa, Arthropoda, Insecta, Lepidoptera, Nymphalidae.